Messenger RNA from Pongo pygmaeus (Bornean orangutan), 3489 nucleotides. Its product is annotated as mitochondrial adenyl nucleotide antiporter SLC25A24. Gene Ontology annotation, biological process: transmembrane transport. NCBI's taxonomy places the organism in Eukaryota, Metazoa, Chordata, Mammalia, Primates, Hominidae. Bases 227 to 1660 code for a protein of 477 amino acids. Gene Ontology annotation, molecular function: calcium ion binding. The record is from RefSeq and is a predicted model, not a curated record. The transcript has 10 exons. Gene Ontology annotation, cellular component: mitochondrial inner membrane.
GCUCCUCCCCAGCAGCGGCGGCACGGCCACACCCUGCGCGUAGCGCGGGCUCGGGUGGGGUCUCCGCUCCUGCGCCCUGCGCGCCGCAGCCGCACCGCCGACGGCGCCCCAAACGCUGUUGCGCCGCGCGCCCCGCCCAGCCCGGCCUCGCGCUGGUCCCGGUCGCGCCCCGCAGACCUCGAUCUCCCGUGACUUCCUCGGCCAGGCUGCCCGCGCCUCUGGGACCAUGUUGCGCUGGCUGCGGGGCUUCGUGCUGCCCACCGCGGCCUGCCAGGACGCGGAGCCGCCGACGCGCUACGAGAUCCUCUUCCAGGCACUGGACCGCAAUGGGGACGGAGUGGUGGACAUCGGCGAGCUGCAGGAGGGGCUCAGGAACCUGGGCAUCCCCCUGGGCCAGGACGCCGAGGAGAAAAUUUUUACUACUGGAGAUGUCAACAAAGAUGGGAAGCUGGAUUUUGAAGAAUUUAUGAAGUACCUUAAAGACCAUGAGAAGAAAAUGAAAUUGGCAUUUAAGAGUUUAGACAAAAAUAAUGAUGGAAAAAUUGAGGCUUCAGAAAUUGUCCAGUCUCUCCAGACACUGGGUCUGACUAUUUCUGAACAACAAGCAGAGUUGAUUCUUCAAAGCAUUGAUGCUGAUGGGACAAUGACAGUGGACUGGAAUGAAUGGAGAGACUACUUCUUAUUUAAUCCUGUUACAGACAUUGAGGAAAUUAUCCGUUUCUGGAAACAUUCUACAGGAAUUGACAUAGGGGAUAGCUUAACUAUUCCAGAUGAAUUCACGGAAGAUGAAAAAAAAUCCGGACAAUGGUGGAGGCAGCUUUUGGCAGGAGGCAUUGCUGGUGCUGUCUCUCGAACAAGCACUGCCCCUUUGGACCGUCUGAAAAUCAUGAUGCAGGUUCACGGUUCAAAAUCAGACAAAAUGAACAUAUUUGGUGGCUUUCGACAGAUGGUAAAAGAAGGAGGUAUCCGCUCACUUUGGAGGGGAAAUGGUACAAACGUCAUCAAAAUUGCUCCUGAGACAGCUGUUAAAUUCUGGGCAUAUGAACAGUACAAGAAGUUACUUACUGAAGAAGGACAAAAAAUAGGAACAUUUGAGAGAUUUAUUUCUGGUUCCAUGGCUGGAGCAACUGCACAGACUUUUAUAUAUCCAAUGGAGGUUAUGAAAACCAGGCUGGCUGUAGGCAAAACUGGGCAAUACUCUGGAAUAUAUGAUUGUGCCAAGAAGAUUUUGAAACAUGAAGGCUUGGGAGCUUUUUACAAAGGUUAUGUUCCCAAUUUAUUAGGUAUCAUACCUUAUGCAGGCAUAGAUCUUGCUGUGUAUGAGCUCUUGAAGUCCUAUUGGCUGGAUAAUUUUGCAAAAGAUUCUGUAAACCCUGGAGUCAUGGUGUUGCUGGGAUGCGGUGCCUUGUCCAGCACCUGUGGUCAGCUGGCCAGCUACCCAUUGGCUUUGGUGAGAACUCGCAUGCAGGCUCAAGCCAUGUUAGAAGGUUCCCCACAGCUGAACAUGGUUGGCCUCUUUCGACGAAUCAUUUCCAAAGAAGGAAUACCAGGACUUUACAGAGGCAUCACCCCAAACUUCAUGAAGGUGCUCCCUGCUGUAGGCAUCAGUUAUGUGGUUUAUGAAAAUAUGAAGCAAACUUUAGGAGUAACCCAGAAAUGAUGUUGCAUUUUUUGCUUUAGCAUGAUAAUUGAAACUUUCAACAAUCCCUGGAGUGACUUUUUCUCCUUGAAUUGAAACAAGUCUAUGUCAAAAGAAGCUGCAUUUUUUUCACAAAAGGGAAGAUGAUAACAAUGGUCACUUCAAACUUUUGGGCUCAAUUAUAUGUACACAGAAAUGUUAAAAAUCAUAGUUUUAAUGUGUUUUGAAAAGGCUACACAAUUGUACUUUAUCUUUUCUUAAUAAUCCUGCAAAUCUCUGCCCUGAAUCCGAAAUCUGAAAAUGUACUGGCUUGAACAAAAUUUGUUUUGUGUGUUAGAGUUAUAAAUCAUUAAUCUUUAUUUCGGGUGGUUCACGUUUAUGCCAGUUCCUUUAUACUUAAAUGUCUUGUUUUAUAUAUUUUGAAUGUCUUUAUAGAUUUCUUUAAAUUUCCUUGUAGAACCAUUAAUAGAAAAUCAUUACAUUUGAAAUACACCUUACAGCAAAAGCAUCCAAAUAAGUGUAGGGUUUAUGUCCUUAUUUUUCUUUCAGUUGAAUAGGAAUGAACACAGUGGUAGAAUUUCUGAAGAGAAGUGAUGAAAUUUUAUUUAUUUCAGUGGGCACUUUUCCAUUUUACAUGUACCAUUAUUUGGUUCCUGGAGUUAUACACUAAUUUUCAAUAUAUUACUGUUAAAUUAUCAACACAAGGCAACUUAUUUGAAAGAUUCUGUUUAUCCUGCCAUUGCUUUGAAAAGCAGCAGGAAACGAAAUCCUUUGACUUGUAUCAGCUUCUGAAGAGCAUCUUUGUUUUCCUUUGUCCUUUGUUUCCUACCUUUUGAAUCAGAUUCUGUUUUAGUCAGGAAGACUUCUUGGGACCAUUCUUAGUAACCUGAAAUUUCUUUUUUAAUUGCAUGAAGUGGAUCGAUCGUGAGCAAAUGAUGUGCUUAUUUCUCCCUCACUGUUCAAUAUCUUUGAACUUGCUGUUUUCAAUAUGGGCAGCACAAAGGUGAGAGAUACAUAUUAAUAGUAGUAUGUAUUACUCUUAUACAUUAGAUACCUAUAUUUAAAUGAAAGGCCCAAUUUGUAAACAUAUGCAUUCAUAUUCUCUCUUGCCCCAAGUUUUAGGAACAUGUUAGGAUAUAGGAGACUUAAUUUAUAAUAAUGAGAGCAUUUUUUUUAUUUUACUAAAGCCAUUUCUGUAGUCAACUAUCUUUUCUUAUUUGUGUGAUUAGAACUUAGAACAAUAUUUACUAGUUGAAGUUAUUAUCAGUUUUUAAUUUAGUUCUUAAACUAAUUUCACUUCUAAUAAUUUCUGUUAUAAAUUGCCAGCAUUUUAAUGAAAAUCUAAUGAUGUAAUAGGCAUUUUCUUUAUUUGAACCUACCUCUUUUAUUUUCUGAACCAAAGAGAAAGAUGGACUGGUGUUUGUGAAACAUUUUUAAAAACGUAGUUUCAUUUAUAUUAGUUAUGUUUGAUAAAUGUCUCAGUAUUUUUAUAAUAUGAUAAGCCUGGGAUUCUACUUUAAGGGUUAUUUGUACUUUUGAGUAAUAUAUAAAGUGACAAUAUUAAGGUACAUGAUCAGCUCUUUCUAUUUUUACUCAUAAAAAUUAUGGAAAUGAAUAAUUUUGCUAACAACUUUGAAAUUUCAGACUUCUGGAAAAUAUGAAAAUAUUAAUUGUUCAUUAUGAAUUUAAAUUGUAAGGUAUGAAUGUGAUUUGUCUGUACAUGUUGUAUCUUUUCCAAAAAAUGAUUCUGUAUCUUUUGGAAAAAAGCCGAGAGUUGAAGAUAGUAUAUUUCUGGUAGUACUGAAUAUUUACCUACAGUUUCUAUCAAAAAUAUAUAUUUGUUUCUAAAA